Molecule: messenger RNA, 432 nt
Organism: Blepharisma stoltei
Lineage: Eukaryota; Ciliophora; Heterotrichea; Heterotrichida; Blepharismidae
Source: the annotation of a GenBank genome assembly
AUGGAUGAUCUUAAGAGAAAACUCAGCUAUUAUAGCUUUACACAGCAGUGUGAAGAAGAGCUUGAAAAAGGCUUAAAAAUAUUGAGAAAUGUUAAGGUAAAAUAUUCAAAAUGUGCUGAAAGCUGUUAUAGUGGAGACCCUAUUCAGCUUGAAGACUGGAAAAAAGUUAGAGGAAACUGCGUAAAAGAAUGCCAAGAAAUGCAUGAUACCUUUUUUGGGAUUUUUAACAAAAAAUUCCCUAAUGACAGCAAUCAAUGCAAAAAAUGUGUGUUUGGAUGUGCUUCGGAGUACCCUGUAUCUAAAUACGGAGAAGAAGAUCUGACUAUUUGUGAAGAAAAGUGCUAUGAAAAGCUAUUAGGGAAUUUAAUUGAUAUGAAUUCAAGCUUGAAAGAAACUUAUAAAAGCACAUUUUUGGAGUCUUUUAAAGAAUAA